This is a messenger RNA of Tetrahymena thermophila SB210, 1545 nucleotides long. RefSeq lists its product as hypothetical. The record is from RefSeq and is a predicted model, not a curated record. The transcript has 2 exons. NCBI's taxonomy places the organism in Eukaryota, Ciliophora, Oligohymenophorea, Hymenostomatida, Tetrahymenidae.
AUGCAGUCAUUUUUAAAAGAAUUUUAACUGCCUUUAGAUCAGAGUUAGCAUUCAGCCACUUUAUUUUAAUAAUUUUAGCAUGAUAGAUCAAAUUCUACUAAUUGCCAUUCCUCUUAAUAAAAACGAAGAACUAUUUAAGAAUUACUAAAAUAAUAAAUACAUCAUAAUAGAGCAUUUAAAUCAGCUUUGAAUUCCUUUAAUGGCUCUCCUCUUAGAGAUAACAUUUGCUCCAGUCCUAAAUCUUAAAUUAAAUAAGGAUAAUUCAAUAAAACAUUUGUAUAAGAAUAACAGUCUCCUUCUAAUACUAAAAAGAUGUUUUUAAUAGUAACAGAUUUUAAUAAUAAACAUUACAAAAUUAUUUCUAGCACUAAAGAUGAUCCAAUCAACUAAAGAAAACAAAGCCAAUCAUCUCCGCGCGAAGAUAAAGGAAUUCUCUUAUCAAAUCUUAGAUUAAAAUAAGCAUUUGUAGGGAACAUUCAAUUCGAAUCUGAGGAGGACAAAAAAACCUAAGGUUCUCUUUUAAAAAAUAGACCUAAGACAGUAUUAAAUAGUUUAGAUAUCAAAAAAAGAAUAAUAUCUCAUUAAAGUAACUCUCCAUGCUAAUUUCGUAAAAAUAAAUUAAACUAAACUCUAAGAGACUCAACUUCAAGGCAGAAUUAAUCAUUUAAUGACAAUACUUCAUCAACAUAAAUUUAAUUAUAAAUUGAUUUAUAUAAAGCCUUAGAAGCAUAGAAUGCUUCAUCACAUUAAUUUCCUGCAAAUAUGCCAGUAAAAACAAGAAAGUAUAGGCUCAAAAAAGAAGAUGUUAUUGAAAAAGUUUUAAAGGAACAAAGAUAGAAAGAGUGCUUUUAAGCCAAAGAAAAAAUUAGAUCAAUGACUUAAUAUACUUAAAACGAUUUGAAUUCCUCAUUUAACAAAGACUAGUAUUUAGAUAGUAUAAUUAACUCAUAAUCAGCUUUUAAAAAUCAUUUUGAUGGUUACAAUCCAAUCUAAAGCUCCUUAAUUUGCAAAGGGACAAGAACUUUUUCAAAUUACAACUCUCCAAUCACAAAAAGAGAGAGAUAUUAAAAAAUUAUGAAUCAAUCAGCAUAGAUAUCAAAAGAUCAAAUCAAUUCAAUUACAAACUCAUAAUCGGAAUUAUAAGUAAAUAAUUCUAGCGAAAAAAAAUAUAUAUAAGAGUUCGAGGAAAAAAUCAUAUAAAGCUAAUUUAUAGUAACUCCAGAAAGGAUAGUACUUCCUUCAAAAGAUUCUUAAAAAUUUGACAAAAAACAAUUCAAAGAUAUGAGUAAAUCUGAUUACAAAUCAAAGCAGUUUUAUAACUAAUAUAAUAACAAAGAUUAGUUUAAUCAUACAAUAACAUAAAAUAAUACUGAAAAUUCUAUUUGUUAAGUUUAGUAAGAAGACAUAAAAAGUUUAUAUCACAAUCAAAAUGCAACCAAAACUGUAGAAAAAGGGUCUAAAUAAAAAAACAGCAGUAAUUCUCAGAGAGAAGCUCAUACAUCACCAUCAUAUUAAAUAGCCUCAAAUGUAAAAAGUAUUUAGUGA